AACGUGGAGGAGACAGAGAGAGAGAGAGAGGGCAAGGGAGAGGGAGAGGGAAAGGUCCAACAGUGUGGAGGCAGACAGGCCCGUCCAGAUCAGCAGUGCCUCUGCCGAGCCUGAAAACUACCUCACUAUCCCCGUCAAGUCUCACUACACCAGCGCCAAGCAAGCCGCCGUGUCUGCCGAUGGUGGCUAUGAGAAUACAGCCAUUUAUACCUUCACCACCACGGGCGCCAAGACCCAGACGGCCAGCCCACCUGGUCACGGCGGCGUCCGGAAGCAGGAAGAGACCCGACAGUCCCCACAGAAACGCUCCACCAUCGUCAUAGAUACGAGAGCCCAGGACACGUUAACCGCCACGAUCUACCACAUGCCCAUGGCUCAAAGCAUGGCGUCUGCCCAACUUCAGAUGUACUGCUUCUCCCCGACCAUGGCCCCACAAGCCGUGCCCCACACUCAGAGAAAGAUGCUCUUUGACCCCAGCACAGGGAACUACUACCUGGUGGACACCCCUGUCCAGCCGGCCACCUGCCGCCUCUUCGACCCCGAGACGGGCCAGUACGUGGAAGUGCCCAUCUCCCAACAGCCCAUGUCCCCCGUGCCCAUGUCCAUGCCCCAAAUGCCGCCCGUGCCCAUGUCCAUGCCCAUCUCGCCCUUAGCCCUGAGCCCCAGAUCCUACGGCCCCACCUACACGAUCUACCCAGGUUUUAUGCCCAGGGGUUCUCCAAUGGGAAGCAGCCAAUGAUCAGCAUCACCUCCCAGCAGGGGCCCUGCAUCAUCGCCCCGCCCUCCUUCGAUGGGACCACCAUGAGCUUUGUGGUGGAGCGUAGGAGUGACUUUUGAUGUUUCCAGAUGUGUUCUGGACCGUCCAGUGCCACUAAUCCUAUCGUCUGGACUUUAUAGUUCAUGCAUCCAUCACGGUCAUCACGGUCAUCAUGGUUAUUAGUCAUUUCAACAGACAUAGAAUUGUUAUUGCCUCACCCUUCUCUGAAGUAGAUUACCAUCCCCUUCUUCUAAUCUUAACACCUCUGUGUUAAACUUGGGAGUUUGGUUGACAUUUUAAAUAGUUAAAAAAUAUCCACUGGUUAAAGAGAUCAUUUUGGAGUUUGGCUAUGAGGCCCUUCAUCUACUGUACCAGAAUCAGAUGAACCCGUAGAUACCAUUGUUAUGUCUCUGUGUCCAGUAUGAAGGAAGUUAGAGGUAGUUUCGCUAACUAAUGCUAACUAGCGUUAGCACAAUGACUGGAAGUCUAUGGGUAUCAUCCUCUAACUUCCUUCAUACUGGAUACAAAUCCCAAAGUACCCCUUUAAUAAAAGCAUUUUUUUUUUA
Molecule: messenger RNA, 1323 nt
Organism: Salmo salar (Atlantic salmon)
Lineage: Eukaryota; Metazoa; Chordata; Actinopteri; Salmoniformes; Salmonidae
Source: RefSeq, a predicted model, not a curated record